Molecule: messenger RNA, 1498 nt
Organism: Panicum hallii
Lineage: Eukaryota; Viridiplantae; Streptophyta; Magnoliopsida; Poales; Poaceae
Product: nicotianamine synthase 2-like
Exons: 1
Coding region: 220-1158 (312 amino acids)
Biological process (GO): nicotianamine biosynthetic process
Molecular function (GO): nicotianamine synthase activity
Source: RefSeq, a predicted model, not a curated record
UCGUCUUCCCCACCUGCCACCGGCCACGCUGCAUGCAAACGGCCGGCCGUGCGUCCCGGCGCCAGGUCUUUAUGCACGCCGAUCGACUGCGCCAUCCAGAGCCCAUCGAGCAGCUCAGUCCAUUUCGAUCGCCUUCGGCUCUUCGCCUCCAUCGCAUCGCGACCUGCUAGCCUCCCGAGCUCACCAACUCCGCAAAUCGCAAGCGACCGACCGACCGCCAUGGAGGCCCAGAACCACGAGGUGGCCGCCCUGGUGGAGAAGAUCUCGGGCCUGCACGCCGCCAUCGCCAAGCUGCCGUCGCUGAGCCCGUCGCCCGCCGUCGACGCGCUCUUCACCGCCCUCGUCGCGGCCUGCGUCCCGACGAGCCCCGUGGACGUGUCCCGGCUCGGCCCCGACGCGCGGAAGAUGCGGGAGGAGCUCAUCCGCCUCUGCUCCGACGCCGAGGGCCAGCUGGAGGCGCACCACGCAGACGCGCUCGCCGCCUUCGACAACCCGCUCGACCACCUCCACCGCUUCCCCUACUACCGCAACUACAUCGACCUGAGCCGCCUGGAGAACGACCUCCUGGCGCGCCACGUGCCCGGCAUCGCCCCCGCCCGCGUCGCCUUCGUCGGCUCCGGCCCGCUGCCCUUCAGCUCGCUCGUGCUCGCCGCGCGCCACCUCCCCGGCGCGCUGUUCGACAACUACGACCGGUGCGCCGCCGCCAACGAGCGCGCCAGGAAGCUGGUGCGCGCCGACGCGGGCCUGUCCGCGCGCAUGUCGUUCCGCACGGCCGACGUCGCGGACCUGACGGAGGAGCUCGCGGAGUACGACGUGGUGUUCCUGGCCGCGCUCGUGGGGGUGGCGGCCGAGGAUAAGGCGAGGGUGGUGGCGCACCUUGGCCGGCACAUGGCCCCCGGUGCGGCGCUCGUGGUGCGGAGCGCGCACGGGGCGCGCGGGUUCCUGUACCCCGUCGUGGACCCCGAGGACAUCGGGCGCGGCGGGUUCGACGUGCUCGCCGUGUACCACCCCGACGACGAGGUGAUCAACUCCGUCAUCGUCGCGCGCAAGGUGGCGGACGACGGGCACGGGAGCAAGUGCUGCAAGACGGAGGCCAGAGCCGCCGCCCCGCUGCAGGCGAGGGAGGAGCCGGCGGCCAGGGAGGAGGUGUCCUUCUGAGAGCUCUCACGGGACGGCGAGGCGAGGAAGCACGCUGCCGCACGCAGACUCCUCGUCAGCUGCCGUGAUAGAUGGUACUCCUACGUGGCCAAGUACGUUGGCGUGUUCGCGCAUCUGUGUCGUCCCUGUCGUGUCUUCUUGGUAGCGUGUCGUGAGUUGCAGCCGUGCCACCAUGUGUUCUUGUGUGCUCUGUGUGUCGGAACGAUCACCAUGUCGGAACGAUCAGCCAUGCCACCAUGAAGAAAGACUUGUACGCGUGUGUGUGGAAAAUAAGAGCAAUUUUGUCUCAGAAAAAGGAGAACCAAAAUUGGAACAAUGAUGCCUGAAAUUGUAGCGACCA